Molecule: messenger RNA, 672 nt
Organism: Vicia villosa (hairy vetch)
Lineage: Eukaryota; Viridiplantae; Streptophyta; Magnoliopsida; Fabales; Fabaceae
Exons: 1
Coding region: 1-672 (223 amino acids)
Source: RefSeq, a predicted model, not a curated record
AUGUCACUCUGGCCCUCUAUUGGAAAGUGGGGGAUUACUUCCCUAAGAAAGGGAUUCUACGAAUUUGCUUUCUCCUCUCUUGAAGAUGUGCAACGGGUGAGAUUUGUGAAUGCGUGGAGCUUGUCACAAGGUGUUCUCAAACUAUUUCCUUGGUCGAAGGAUUUCACUCCGGAAACACUGAAACAAACUUUAGCACAAGUGUGGAUAAGGAUAUAUGCUUUUGAUUCAGCCUCAAGCAAAUAUGCUUUUGAAAGACCUUUUGGUCAUUUUGUGCGGGUACUCGUGGAUUUGGAUAUGACUAAGGAGUUGAGUUACAAAAUUCUGGUGGAAAGAAUCGGAUUCGCCUUCUUCGUUGAUAUAGAGUAUGAAAAGAUGCCGGAUUUCUGUCAUUUUUGCUCUUGUAUUGGUCACUCCAUCAACAAUUGUAAAAGAAAGGAAGCCAUUAAGGAUCAAGGUAUGGAAACUGACAAAAGAAUCAACAAGGACAAAGGCAAACAGGCAACCAAGCAUCAUUCAGAUGUUGACAAGCCUUCAGACACUAAUAUCCCAAAUGUGCCAACACCAGUGGUUGGUACUCAAGAGGUUAAGGAACCUUCUUGCUCACAACAUAAUGUCACUCAGCUGGUGGAGAACAUUCAUGAUGGGACAAAUCUGGAGAAUGAUAACACCUGA